AACUGUAUUAAAGGAAAUGAAAGAGUUUAGGAAGGCUGUAGUGGUCGCUUUGUUAGACCAAAUGUGUGUGCGUCGCCUGUGUUUGUGUGAAGGGAGGUCCUGAUUUACCACUGAGAAAAGUAUGAAAACCCUUCAGGGGGAUUUCCUCUGAAAGAAAGACCUCCUCCUCCUCUCUCAGCCUUUACUUUCUCUCGCUCGGUCACGCUGAAAAAGCUCUUUACAGUCAAGACAAAACACCGCGCUUGACAUUUAGCAGUUUUCAGCAGACAACUUGCAAUAACUUGCUAAACAAUGACUGUCGUCUACUGUAUUCCAAAAAUACCAGCACAACAGACGCCCUGGAUGCACCUCUGGAUGUAAGGAGUCAAGGGAAUGGUGCCAGUUUCUGUCCAGAAGUAAAUCGGGAGUUUGUUUUGUUGGAGAGAGGAUGACAGCACAGUAGACUGGAUCCUGUCAUCAAGAUGAACCCGUCAUCUCUGGAGUGGUCCAUUCAGAGCACGCUGUCGGCCCUUUACCCGCCCUUUGAGGCCACUGCUCCCACUGUUCUCAGCCAACUCUUUCGCACCAUUGAGGAACGUUACCAUGGAGAUGCGCUGCAGUGCCUGCUGGACUUUCUCAUCCCAGCCAAACACAUCUUAGAGAGUGUACAGCAAGCUGCGUGUGCUGCAUACUCUGAUGUCCUCUUUCGGUGUGAGGGUUGGCCGUUGUGCCUAAGUGAUCGUGUGGUGGUUCAACUUGCCCCUAUCAACCCUUUACUGCUCCGGCCUGGAGAUUUCUACCUGCAGGUGGAGCCUUUUGGAGAUCAGUCAGCCCGAAUCGUCUUCAAAAGUCUUCUUGUGCAGGAAGACCUCCUGGGGCAGGACAAUCUGGUACUUCAAGCAGGCUCCAGAGUGCCGCAGGGUCCCGAAGUCGAGGGGAUACCAAUACCCGAGACAUCCUACCCGAGCAUUUUCACCAAGUCUUGGUUAAGAGAAAUAAACGAGGGCCGUCAUGGUAAACCUCUACAUCAGUGUGUGCUAUCUUCCGACCGGGGGGUUGUGAAGGUCCCUUGGACUGAAAUCGCCAACCCGGAAUUUCUUGACAGACCCAAAGCUAAUAUCUGGGCUGAAACAACAUCUUGCACGACGGCAACUCUCAAAGUGGAUGAUCUUCAGACUAAGAUAUCUGAAUACGUGGCACAGUUACCUGCAGAUCUCCUACAACUUGAGAUGGAAACCAGGAUCCUUCCUGCCGAAGAUGGGAUGGUUGUUUCGGUUCAGCUGGUGGAGGGCGGCACCAGAUUGGUUAAGGUUGAGCAUGGAAACCCAAUCAGCAGUUUUGCUGGAAAACCGGUUGGUUGGGUCUCUCCCAACACCUGGGACAGCAGGCACGACCGAGAGCUGGAAGGGGAAUAUGUGGACUUGCUGGAGUUCACAAAGGAGAAACAGACCCUCAACAAAAUAGCAAUGCCAACACAACCACUAAGCUUCAAGCUGGUCAGGACCGCUCAGCCUGAAGCAAAAAGCAACCUGUGUGAUGAGCACUUCAGCGUCUUGGAUAAGAACAGUAACCCAUACUUGCAACCCAAACAGCCAUCGGAGAGCAUGCAGAACAAUCUAGAAUCCAAAUGCAGGUAUCGACAGUCCUACAUGGCAGCUCUACGAAACCCUGUACAUUUUGAGAGAGCAAGUAUGCUCCGUCCCGUGGAUGAAUCAAAGCCACACGUAGCCAAGGCUGAGCCAAGCUGUGAGAGAUAUGGAGUUAGCCUCCAACAUCCAAGCAGCAUGUCUGGCCAGACACCAAACCAAACAGACAAAAUCCCAAUACAGUGCUUUGAGAAAUCAGCCCAAGUAGAGCAAAGUCCAACAAUCGUCUGUCAGAAGUCAACCCGGCCAAGUGAGAGCAUACCUCAUGGCCGUAGGUCAAUGGAGAACUCUCCUGAGCAGUGUACAUCACAACAGAGCCCAGACACGGCCCAAGAAAAACACCACAAGUCACAUGAUCUUCACGAGACUGCAGUGGGAAAUAAAGCAUUACCUGACAAAAGACUCCACUGUCUCAACGACUCCAUCAGACAAGAUCAGUUUCAGGUGCGGGUCGGCGGUCAGAAGCAUGCCAAAACCCAACACUUGCCUAAAAUGGGGCUAAGGGCAUUACCCGACCACAGCGGCCUCAGACAAGAUCUGUGUUUGCGGCGACUCAAUGUCAUUCAGCAAAACCAGCUCACGCAGAACUCCGAACAAACAUCCCUGUUAUUUCAGCAUCAAUGCAGUCAGAUCCAUUUUCAAAAUGAGAACAGUCCAUCGGAUUACAAAAUCCCCAGUGAUGACAGACAGCGCGGAAGAGACCUGGAUUCACCUGCACAGGUGCUGAAAGUGGCAGGUAAAAGCCGGCCAAAAUUCCGCUCUUCUUCAUCCGUCUCAGAAACAGCCCGAGAGUUCAUGCAGUCACACAAGGUGAAUAACAGAAGCCACAGUGACGUCUAUCCAGGGAUCAUCCCGACUGUAUCUAUAAUCCAGGGAAUAAAACACACUGCUAAUUUAGUGUCCCCGAAAUUAACCAGACGACACGAACGAAAGGUUUCCUUAUCUGGGAAACUUGGAACUCCAGUUGGCAACGGAGCAGAGCUCCAGGACAUCAACAAUGACCAGCUCCAGAUGAGCCGGACUGAGAGCGCAGGGCAGGCAACUCUCUAUUCCCAACACCCCACAAUCAAGAAUCUUCUACAGCUAGGAAUGAUCUGUUUGCCAGGGAGUCGUGACAGAGCUGGUCGAGCUGUGGUGGAGGUAUACGGGGGACGGACAGGGUGGGCAUCGGCCCAGCACUCUCCUCUGGACCUCUGCAGACUGCUGCUCUACCUGCACUCCGUACCCAGGAUGGAGGUCAGAGAUCUGGGACUGACCGUUGUGAUUGACAGCAGGAAAUCUCCACUGCCCUCUGUCUUUUAUAAAUCUCUGCUCUUGGUUCAGGAACAGGCCCUUCAUGCAGUACACACUAUUGUUAUGCUUGUUGAGAAAGACGUGAAUCCUCGACCCGAAAGACAUCCUGGUUUACAGAUCGAUGUUGUGACAUCACUGAAGGCUCUUCAUAAGGUGGUUGAUGCACAGCAGUUGACCUCUGACCUCGGAGGAAACUUCCCUUACAGUCAUGACGACUGGCUGCAAUUUCACCAGAAACUCUCCCUCUUUCAACUCGACCUACAAGCGGCAUCUUCAUUAUUGCAUGCAGCAAUCAAAAAACUGGACCUUAAAAAAACAGACUCUGCACAGGAAGUGAUGUCCUGUAUCCACGAGCAAAGAAGCUCCAUGAAAAUAGUGCUUGAAGAUACGCGAUUGGUCGCUCUCCAAAGAGAGGGCGGGGCUAUUCUCGCCAGGAUGCGAAAGGAGGAGCCUCGAUACGUUCAUUCUGAAGACUACAGGCACUCAAUGGAGUCUGUGACGUGUCUGUAUAACCAAGUGGAAGAGGCCGUUCACACACUAGUGAUGAAAUCGAACCAGUCCCUGCAACACCUCGAACAUGUUCUUCUGUUGAGAGAGACGGCAGAUUCGCUUAACAGGAUCCAGACCUGGUGUAACGCAGAGGAACAGUCAUGGAAGGACAAUGUUGACAAGGAGGAAACUCUGCCGAAACUUGAGCAAAAACUAAGAGAUAUUCAGUCUGUUCUGAUGCAAGCAAAGGAGAAAACGGAGAAAGGAAUGUUGUUGAUAAAGGCAGUGAAGAGAAAAAGGCAAGAAACACAGUUUCAUGAAACGGACGCUUUUCGCUGCACCGUCACCAGCUUCAAAACCAACAUGACUGGCUUCCUCUUAAGGGCUGAAGAACGUAAAUCUGAGCUGGAGACAUCUCUUGACCUCUAUCGUUUCUGUGAACAGGCCUCAUCUCUUGUCAAAGAGUGCAUGCAGUAUUUGGGGAGCGUGACCUCUCCUGCCUGCCUACGCUUCAGCGUGCUAAAGGCCUUUGAGAAAAGGUUCAGAGACUUCUCACCCCAACACUUUGAGGAAAAAAGAGAGGCGCUGUUAGAGAGGCACCCAGACGGGAUAUGGAUGUGGAAUGCAGUCUGGGCUCAGUGCCGAGACAUCAGACAGAGGCUACGAGAGAUAUUGCAGACCUCUUAUAGAAAUCAGAGCCCUCCGACAUCUCCACAAAAGGAAAAUGUUGCGACCAAACAUGCUAACGGCCACUUGGAGAGUCUGGCCCAGAAUGUGGUUACUACUUCUACUCCUGAAAAAAGGGAAGGCGACCCCCAGACGAACCCAGUUGGCGAUCGUACAGAGAACCGAAACUGUCAUACUGAGACUGUGGCACUUUUAAAUAAGCCAGUGCAAUGCACAUUAUCAAACUCAGAAACACAAAUGGAUGAACAUAAAGACACCUUGCCGAUUAAACAACAUGUUCAAGGUCUUCAACAAUCAUUACCCCUCAAAGAGCAAAGCUCACCCAAAGUCUGGUUAAAAGACAGCCGUCGCCCUUUCCACCGAAGGUCAAGCGAGGGAAGUGUUUCCACAUAUCACACAGUACAGACCGCAGCAAUCAGGAAGUGCCCUCAGAUGAACUCUCACAGUGAUGGUGAUCUCAGGAACUUCGGACGCCCCGAUGAGAUGUACCUCUCGGCACGCUAUCGAUCACUGGUCAGCUCGUGUAGUGAGGGCUCUUGUGCAUCCACCAGCUGUAGCGUUUCUACAAGUAAAGACAACGCUACAGUUAAGCCCAUGACCCAGACAUCUACAAAUUCCUGUCAAAAAGAUUUCCUACCAAGAGCUUCAAGUCCAGUCAGCGAUGCAGAAAGAGCAUCAUGCGAUGGACAGAGCUCCAAUCUGUCUCACCAAGACAGCUUUUGUUCUAGCGUUUCUCAACCGAGCCGAAGUAACCGAGCCAAAAUAAAUGAUAAAUUCAGCGAUGACACCAAAUCAAUGAUGUCUCCAACAACACACUCUGUCAUUCCAGUCAGAAUGCAGGACGAGUCCAUCUCUACACCUACUUCUACAUUGGAAACCAACAGUACUGGAUUAAAACUGAGGCUCAUCAUUGAGGAGUUGCUCAAAACGGAGAGGGAGUAUGUGAGAGCGUUGUGGUACGUCGUAGAGCACUACAUGCCCGAGCUAGAGCGUCCUGACGUUCCUCAGGACCUGCGAGGACAGCGAGGAAGCAUCUUUGGAAACUUGGAGAAACUGCGGGAUUUCCACCAGCAUCACUUUCUUAAAGAGCUGGAGAUCUGUCUGCAAGAGCCCUUCGGUGUGGGACGCUGCUUUUUAAAACACAAAGAAAACUUUGGCCUCUACGCUUUAUACAGCAAGAACAAACCUCGCUCGGAGGAACUGCUCAUCAGUCAUGCAAAAGAGUUCUUCAAGGAAAAACAGCAGCUGCUGGGAGAUAAGAUGGAUCUGUCAUCAUAUCUCUUGAAGCCGGUGCAGCGCAUCAGUAAAUAUAGCCUGUUGCUGCAGGACAUGCUUCGGGAAUGCGAUGGCGGGCCACACACAGGCCACGAGCGUGUGGAGAUACAGACCGCCUUAGAGAUCAUCCAGUUCCAGCUUCGCCACGGCAACGAUCUGCUUGCCAUGGAUGACAUUCAGGACUGUGAUGUGAAUCUGAAGGAACAAGGACAGCUGAUUCGUCAAGACGCAUUCCUCUUGACCUUCAGGAAGAAAAAAUGUCACCGUCACAUCUUUCUCUUUCGAGAUCUCAUACUCUUCAGCAAAACUAGGAAAACGGAUGUGGGGAAUGACACGUACAUCUACAAACAGUCCUUCAAGACAUCGGACAUUGGCAUGACCCAUAAUUUUGGUGACAGUGGGCUGUGUUUUGAGAUCUGGUUUCGAAGAAGGAAGUCACAGGACACAUACGUACUUCAGGCACCAAGUCGAGAAGUGAAGGAGAAUUGGACUAGAGACUUAGAGAGAAUUCUCUGGGAACAAGCAAUACACAACAGAGAAAUCCGCAUGCAGGAGAGAGUGUUCAUGGGCAUCGGUCAUAAACCCUUCAUGGACAUCACGCCGAGCGAGAUGGCCAUCAACGACAGAGCCAUCAACUGUGCUUUAACAGGACGAGGCGGCUUUCCUGUCCUUCGCUUGAAUUCUACUGGUUCGGCCAGCUGUACGUCAUCCUCUGGUAGCCAUUCAUCAUCUUCUUCUGGGUGGGGCUCUCCUGUGGGACAUCUGAUAGGUCCCACCAGUAGAGAUGUUGUCCGGUUUGGACGUGGAACCUCGGGAAUCCUGGAGGAAGAGAAUUUGGAUCAGGAUAGUGGAAACCAGAGUGUACUUGUGGACAGUUCUGAAUCGUCGGGUGAGAGUGUAAGUUGCUUCAGCAGUUCAGGCCACAGCUCCCAUUCUGUGAUUGGUGGAUGCGGUGAACACGGCCCAUCUGAGGUGCCAGUCGUUGGUGUGAAACAAUUAAGUGCCCACAAACAGGAAAGCAACAGGAAACCUACCAACCCACCGAUCCAGCCAUGCUCUAAAGUUCAAGGGAGAAACAUCAUGGGUAAAUCAACAGAAGUUUAAAAAGUCCUUAUUCUCUGUACUGUAAGACUAUCACAUGCCUUUUAUAUUAUCAUGCAUUAUGCCUGUGGCUUACUAAUGGACUUAGUAAUAAAGCUUAUUUUAUUUAUUUA
Messenger RNA from Triplophysa rosa, 6583 nucleotides. It is a transcript of the gene quob, whose product is annotated as quattro. The transcript has 23 exons. Gene Ontology annotation, molecular function: guanyl-nucleotide exchange factor activity. The record is from RefSeq and is a predicted model, not a curated record. Lineage: Eukaryota; Metazoa; Chordata; Actinopteri; Cypriniformes; Nemacheilidae. The coding region runs from base 462 to 6473 and encodes 2003 amino acids.